AUAAGUUAGCCUCAUAUACACCUUAAUAUUAAACCAGAAACAGGCUAAUUAUCUGACGGACACGCUAUUGUCUUCUCAACUGUUCCAAACUUCCAGAAGAAGCGGAGUUUUGACCGGAAACAGGGACUGGCCGUGUUUCAGUUUUUAUUCCCCUUCAGCGACCCUCAGGUCUGGACAUUUUUGAACCAUGUUUGACAAGCAACGCUAUGACAGCCCACCUGUGUACAGCCCUCCUUUCUCCUCGCCAUCCAACAACGGUUUUGGCCCUCCAGGCAGCUUCCAUGCUCCUCAGAGUGAUUACAACGCAUACCCACCUCCACCAGGAUCUUACUACAUCGAGGACAAACCUCAGCACUUCUACAAAUGGCUGUCGCCUCCGGGGAUCAUCAAGGCCAUGAUGGCUACGGUAAUCGUGCUGUGUGUGGCGAUAUUUGCCUGCGUAGCCUCCACUCUCAUGUGGGAAAUGCAGUAUGGAAUGGGAAUGGGAAUGGGCUAUGGCAGCGGAUAUGGCAUCGGCAGCUACGGUUCCGGAUACAGUGGUUAUGGUGGUUAUGGAGGUUAUGGAGGCUACGGAGGCUACGGCAACAGCUAUGGUUCCUACAUCUCACCUUACUCGGCCAAAACCGCCAUGAUUGCCAUGGCUGCCAUUAACUUCAUUGGGGCACUGGCCUUCUUCAUCACCAGCUUCUCUAAAUCCAACACUGUCCGCAGCAGGAAGUUCUUUCUGGCCCUCCUGAUAAGCAGCAUCAUCAUGGCUGUCCUCCAGGGCAUAAUAAGCAUUGUCUACAUUGUCGGGGUGAACCCCAUGGCCCAGGGUUCCUCCAGCAUGAUGUACAAUCCCAUGCUUAUGAUGUGCCAGAACCUCUACCAGACCAGCUACUCACAGAUGGGAGGAGUAGGAGGCUUCCCUAUGUACAACCAGUAUCUCUACCAUUACUGCUUUGUGGACCCGCAGGAGGGAGUUGCCAUGGUGUGUGGAUUCCUGGUUGUGAUUGCCUUUGGCGUUGCAGCUUUCUUUGCACACAAAACAAGAGGGAAGAUCUGGCGCUACGGGAAACCAAACAUCUACUGGGAAGAGCCUCUUGUUGGCGGGAAGGCCUCAGAAGGCAGAGAUGUAGAGGAAUGGGUGAACAAUGUGGAGGAAAGCCGCAGUGUUCAAGACGCCCCUACCCUGCUGGUGUCAGAGAAGGGAGCCGGCCUGCUCAACGCCUCAGCCAACAGUGUCAUCUCCUACCCCCCAGCCAAGGUGGACAGCAGCUCCUAUAAUGAGGAUGACUACGACAACAAUGAGUACUCAGAGAGGACAACCAGCCGACCAUCAGAAGUCUUCUCCCAUGGUGGAGGAACCAGCUCCAGCCCUUCAGAGGAGACCGGCGGGGUCCGCAAACCGUCCGCCAACAGGGGCAAGAGACGCAGACGCAACCCCGAGCUGGAUGAGUCUCAGUAUGAGACAGAGUACACCACAGGCGGAGAAACAGGCAAUGAACUCGACGGAGAAGAAUGGGAGAGCGCAUACCCAGAGAUAACAUCUGAUGCUGAGCGUCAUGACUACAAGAGAGAGUUUGACACCGACCUUAGAGAAUACAAGCGCCUGUGUGCAGAGAUGGACGACAUCAAUGAUCAUUUGAACAAACUCAGCCGGCAGCUGGACACACUGGAUGACACCUCUGCCAAAUACCAGGCUGUAGCAGAGGAAUAUAACCAGUUGAAGGAUCUCAAGCAGACGUCAGACUACCAGUUGAGGAAGAAACAGUGUCGCAGGCUGAGGCACAAACUGUUCCACAUCAAACGCAUGGUGAAGGACUACGACAAGAACCACUCAUGAAUGCACUGAGUCCUGACGCGCAGCUCUGUGGUCUACACAGCAAACACUCGCAGACGCAGGCCAAGAUACACUCCAGAAUACGACAAAGACUCUUUGACAUCCUGAGACCAAAGUUACCUGUACAGAACCAACACACACACACGCAGAUAGGGAACAUAGUGUAUGUUAAUAAUAAUCAGCUUGUGUUUUCCUGUUUUCCACUGAUCAUUUAUGUAUAAGUAACUAAGUUUUUUUGGAAGGAAAUGGAAGCAGGACCCUCAGCUGUUGCCCCUUCUACAGCAAGCACUGCCUUUUUUUCUAAAAGAUUCAGCUUUGUUUGCAGUUUUUAGCCUCGUGUGGAUCAGUGGGCGUGGUAGGAGAGAGAGGUGGUUUGAAAGUCACCUGUGAUAACACUGCGCUGUGGCUCUGUUUGCUCUCCAGAUUGGCAACUUUUCCUUUGUUUUACCUCCACAGAUAAGAGGUGGAACAGUAUUGUAGAGAACGCAGUGAUGGCUGAGGGUUGCUGGGAUUGUUUGCUGGCAAAUAUGCAGUUUCUUUUAACCCUUGGCAUAGCGUUAUCUUUGUGACGGAUUAGCUUUGGGUGUGCUUUUUUCAUCUUCGGCAUCAACUUCAUCGUCAGUAAAGUGAACUGCCCUCUGCUGGGAUCAUGUGUAUUUUUCUCAUGCGUUGCUUCUUGUCUAAACUAAGAUUUUCAUACAGAUUAUCAUUGAUGCAGUAAGACCAAAAAGGGGACAACUGGCCAAUGACAUACAUGUGUGGCAUUGUUGUAUUGUGUAUAUACUUUUAAUGAAACCCGUUCAUACUACUCAUCCUGAACAAAUUUACAGUCUGUAUCUGUCUGUUAGAUUCUGCACAUAUCGUAGCAUCUGUGAUAACAUUAUCUGUUAUUUGUGCAUACUAAAGACCCAUAGUGGCUUGUCUUUUUUAAUCAGUGGUCAUUCCAAAUGUGCUUAAGCUAUGCAAAUCAGUAAAAACAUCCAGACUAUUUUUCUAUUUUUUAUCAUGCAUGCUCCUCAACAAACUGGAAAACACUGUCUGUCAUGGUAUAUAAGCUGCACUCAUCCUUUUCAUUUGAUUCUUCACCAGUGAAAGUGAUCAUCUGCUGAUUCCAUGUGUGGUGAUGUUUGUAUUAAUCCGCUCAAUGUGCAAAGUGUAUGUUAUAAAAUUGUUUAGACACACUUAUGAUUUGUCAUGCAUUUGUAUUUUUAUGAAGAACAUUGUUGUCAUUUUACAAACCAUUUGCGAGCCGUUUAUUUUUGUAUGAAUUUAUUUUCUUUGAUGCUAUGAUAAGACCAUUUUUUGUAACUGUAUACUUCCAUAAGGUAUGAUGUCUAAAAAGUAUUGAAUUC
Messenger RNA from Chelmon rostratus (copperband butterflyfish), 3174 nucleotides. RefSeq names its product occludin. The coding region runs from base 188 to 1825 and encodes 545 amino acids. NCBI's taxonomy places the organism in Eukaryota, Metazoa, Chordata, Actinopteri, Chaetodontiformes, Chaetodontidae. Gene Ontology annotation, biological process: bicellular tight junction assembly; positive regulation of transcription elongation by RNA polymerase II; snRNA transcription by RNA polymerase II. Gene Ontology annotation, molecular function: cis-regulatory region sequence-specific DNA binding. The record is from RefSeq and is a predicted model, not a curated record. The transcript has 9 exons. Gene Ontology annotation, cellular component: transcription elongation factor complex; membrane; bicellular tight junction.